Molecule: messenger RNA, 1440 nt
Organism: Penicillium canescens
Lineage: Eukaryota; Fungi; Ascomycota; Eurotiomycetes; Eurotiales; Aspergillaceae
Product: aldehyde dehydrogenase family protein
Exons: 3
Coding region: 1-1440 (479 amino acids)
Molecular function (GO): aldehyde dehydrogenase (NAD+) activity
Source: RefSeq, a predicted model, not a curated record
AUGUCUUCUCAGAUCAAUACUACGCAUUAUCCGGGGAACAUAAUCAAUAACCAGUUCGUCCCUACCGCUAAGACCCGCCAUUCCAUCAACCCUUCUACUGGCGGGGCAUUAUAUGAUGUACCUUAUGUCACCGAGGAAGAUGUCGACAAGGCUGUUGAGCACGCACGCAAUGCCUUCAAGUCCUGGUCCAGAGUUCCUUUUCAGGAGCGUGCAAGGCUCCUUGUAGCGUAUGCGGACGCCAUUGAGGCAGAGCGUGUGCCACUAGAGAAGCUUCUGGUUUUGGAACAAGGCAAGCCUCUUGGACUGGCCCAAAAGGAGUUUGAUAUGAGUCUUCAUUGGUUGCGAACAUUUGCCACUAUGGAGGUCAAAGAUGAAGUCCUUGACGAUAAUGAGGAGAGGACUAUCACCCAGACCUUCCCGCCACUGGGCGUGUGCUGCGGUAUCGUUCCCUGGAACUGGCCUGUGUUGCUUGCACUCGGUAAGGUUGGACCAGCACUCAUCACCGGCAACACCAUGAUUGUGAAACCAUCCCCAUUUACUCCUUACUGCGAUCUGAAGCUCGGCGAAAUCGGCAUGCGCAUCUUUCCACCCGGAGUCCUUCAAGUACUAAGCGGAGGAGAUGACUUGGGACCAAUGCUCACACAGCAUCCUGGCAUCGAUAAAAUCACAUUCACAGGUUCAACUGCAACUGGAAAGCUGGUCAUGCAGAGCUGCGCCAAGACACUGAAACGCCUUACACUUGAGCUGGGUGGCAACGACCCGGCCAUCAUCUGUGAAGACGUUGAUAUUGAUGCCGUCGUUCCCAAGAUCACUACUCUUGCAUUCCUGAACUCGGGUCAGAUUUGCAUGCUCAUCAAGCGGGUAUACAUCCACGAGAGGAUUUAUGAUGCCUUCCGUGAUGCUAUGGUCGCAUUUGCACAGUCAAUCAAGACGGGAGAUGGGUUUGAGCCCGAUGUGCUCGUUGGCCCGAUCCAAAACAGCAUGCAAUAUGAGAAAGUGAAGGACAUGUACUCUGAGAUUGGAAAACGCAGUUGGAAACAGGCUCUGGAGGGCAAGGUGUUCGAGAAUUCAAAUGGUUAUUUCAUCACCCCUGCUAUUAUUGACAACCCUCCCGAAGAUUCCCGCAUUGUUCUAGAGGAGCCUUUUGGGCCCAUUGUGCCCCUUCUCAAGUGGUCCGAGGAGGACGACGUUAUUGCACGUGCCAACAAAGUGAAAGACGGAUUAGGUGCCUCCGUCUGGAGCAAGGAUCUCGAUCGGGCGGAGCGAAUGGGCAGGCAAUUGGCAGCUGGUAGUGUUUGGUUGAACUCGCACUUUGAUGUUGCUCCUAAUGUUCCAUUCGGCGGACACAAAUGCAGUGGUCUCGGCAGUGAAUGGGGUAUGACCGGCUUGAAGUUGUACUGUAAUUCCACCUCACUUUGGAGGUGGAAAAAGAUCAUGUAG